Messenger RNA from Juglans regia (Persian walnut), 1100 nucleotides. RefSeq names its product cyclin-D3-1-like. Gene Ontology annotation, biological process: mitotic cell cycle phase transition; regulation of cyclin-dependent protein serine/threonine kinase activity. Gene Ontology annotation, molecular function: cyclin-dependent protein serine/threonine kinase regulator activity. Gene Ontology annotation, cellular component: cytoplasm; cyclin-dependent protein kinase holoenzyme complex; nucleus. The record is from RefSeq and is a predicted model, not a curated record. The coding region runs from base 71 to 1072 and encodes 333 amino acids. The transcript has 2 exons. Lineage: Eukaryota; Viridiplantae; Streptophyta; Magnoliopsida; Fagales; Juglandaceae.
GAUAUAGGAGCAGUCAAAUUAUACGGAUUUACAGGCUUCUUCUCUUUGGAAUGUAGAGAAAAUUUAAGCUAUGGCGGAAGAAGAACAAAACCCUGAUCACACUCACGUCAACGACCUUUCCUGCGACGAAGAUUACUGGAGUGCCGUUGAGCAGCCCCUAAUAAGAACGCAGAAUAAUAAGGUUAGUACUACUGUACCCGUAGUACUAGCUGCUUCAGUUCGGCCUAGCCCUUUGCCACAAUACCGAGUGGAACUGGAACACGAGGAACACGAGGAAUGUUGGCUCCGUAUCCUGUUAUCUAAGGAACACGAGGAGCAUACGAAGCUUUUUGGCUGCUUCUACGGCUUGCAAGUGGAUGAUCAUGAUCUGUCUCUAAUCGCCUCUCAUGCUCGUCAAGAGGCUGUACACUGGAUUUUGGAUGCUAAUUCUUACCAUUCUUUCUCUGCCUUCACGGUGGUUUUAGCUGUCAACUAUCUGGAUCGUUUUCUACUCAGUCUGAAGCUCUGCAGGGAAUUGCCCAUGAAGCCAUGGAUGGUGCAGUUGGUUGCUACAGCCUGUCUUACUUUAGCAGCCAAAGUGGAGGAGACCCACGUUCCUCCUCUCCUUGAUCUCCAAGUUGACAAAUCAAAGUACUAUGCAUUUACGCCAAAAUCAAUCCAAAGAAUGGAGCUUUUGGUUCUGUCUCUGCUAGAUUGGAAGAUGAAUCCGGUUAUCCCACUUUCUUUCCUGAGCUACAUAAUCGAAAUGGUUCCUUUGGCAGAUCACAAGCAUCAGGUGGAGUUCUCUGCACUGUUUGAGCAUUUUGUCCUUUCUCAGGUGCUCCAUGAUUUUAGAUUUGUGCAUUAUGGGCCAUCCGUAGUUGCUGUUGCCGUAACGCUGCGUGUGAUGAAACAAAUGGGUUUUGGCGGUGAGGAUUUUGAUAUCUGCAAGAAUGAACUCUGCCAUGUUUUUCAAUCCAACGAAGAGGAAUUUGAAGCGUGUUAUCAGCUGUUCAUCCUGAGAUCUGUGUCAAAUGGUGGGCGCAAUAUUGCCAAUAUUCAGGCCACAGAUUGUGUUACAUUGCUCAAUUAGUCGUCGUUUAGCAUGAUCGCCCAUCCUC